AGAAGCGUGCUAUAACUACUACAAACAAAAGGUUCUCGGUUGUGGUUAACUGCAGAGCUCAGCUGUCGGCUAAUUUAGUGGCACGUUCCACCAUCGCUUAAGCAAGCUUCGCUUCCCUUCGCCGCGUUCCGUAACACUGUUGAGUUAUCGUUGAUCUAAUCAAACGCUCAACUGUUCCAAUUACUGUCGUUGAGCACACAGGCCGGAUCAGGGUUCCACUAUGCCUUUCUUUCCGGCUAACAUACCAUCGUCAGAGUACGAGAGAUCGGACACAGGUAUGAGUGAGGUGCGACGUAUGUCGAAUGCGACGUCUGACCGUGAUGAUGCCGAACGUACCCAUCAUAUCAGGGUAAAGAAUCGGAGAAAGCAUUAUUUGGAUGAGCAUCCAGAAUACUUUUCCGCAUCUCUAGAGCUUGCAGAUCCCCUACUUUACGAUAGGCUAGUUCGACGAUUUCAAACGCCCGCCGAACGUGAAGCGGAAGGCCGUGCCAAAGGUUACUCGGGUAUCCUCGAAGCGGAUCUGCACCGGUCUGAGGCAAAGAUUGAAGCUUUGGCACAUCCAAGUUCAAGUCAUGUUACAUACAAGAGGGGCCCCCAAGGCGAAAUAUACCCAGAAGAAAAGGACGAAAUCCCUCUAACCAAGGAGGAAGGCCGGCAGCGGUGGGAAGAGGAAAUGAUGUUCCGUUUUCUACGUGGCGAAGACGGAGAUUUCGAUUACGCCUUAGUAGAUGACAAUGACGAGUGGGACGACCGAAAAUUAGAAGAGCGCGAAGCUCAAGACAGAUACUUUGACGAUGAGGAGCCGAGUUGGAUGCUGGAUGACGGGAUCAGCUAUAGCGGAGAUGCCGCUGCGGAGAAAACGGUGAUUAAAGGUGAAACAGGCGUGCAGGACUUUUGACGUGCUGCAGAUCGACUCAGGUCUCUAUGCGAAAGCUGUUUAUUCAGACCUUAUUUUUACUUUGCAGCAAUUCCGCUAUUUCCUGGCCGAUUCAAUGGGAUCUAGGUUUGGCAUGCGGACCGGCAAAAGGCACCAUUGAAAAGUUGCAGAUCAUAUGCA
Molecule: messenger RNA, 1057 nt
Organism: Xylona heveae TC161
Lineage: Eukaryota; Fungi; Ascomycota; Xylonomycetes; Xylonales; Xylonaceae
Exons: 2
Coding region: 221-898 (225 amino acids)
Source: RefSeq, a predicted model, not a curated record